Molecule: messenger RNA, 1944 nt
Organism: Closterium sp. NIES-65
Lineage: Eukaryota; Viridiplantae; Streptophyta; Zygnematophyceae; Desmidiales; Closteriaceae
Source: the annotation of a GenBank genome assembly
AUGACGUCACAUUCCACGGCGAGCGUACCUCAGGUGCAUCGGCCUUCCCAUCACACAUUUCGCGAAAAGGGGACUCCCGUUAAUAGGGUGUCUGCUGGUGGGGCUGGGCUGUGUUACGUCCAGGUGUCUGCUGGUGGGGCUGGGCUGUGUUACGUCCAGGUGUCUGCUGGUGGGGCUGGGCUGUGUUACGUCCAGGUGUCUGCUGGUGGGGCUGGGCUGUGUUACGUCCAGGUGUCUGCUGGUGGGGCUGGGCUGUGUUACGUCCAGGUGUCUGCUGGUGGGGCUGGGCUGUGUUACGUCCAGGUGUCUGCUGGUGGGGCUGGGCUGUGUUACGUCCAGGUGUCUGCUGGUGGGGCUGGGCUGUGUUACGUCCAGGUGUCUGCUGGUGGGGCUGGGCUGUGUUACGUCCAGGUGUCUGCUGGUGGGGCUGGGCUGUGUUACGUCCAGGUGUCUGCUGGUGGGGCUGGGCUGUGUUACGUCCAGGUGUCUGCUGGUGGGGCUGGGCUGUGUUACGUCCAGGUGUCUGCUGGUGGGGCUGGGCUGUGUUACGUCCAGGUGUCUGCUGGUGGGGCUGGGCUGUGUUACGUCCAGGUGUCUGCUGGUGGGGCUGGGCUGUGUUACGUCCAGGUGUCUGCUGGUGGGGCUGGGCUGUGUUACGUCCAGGUGUCUGCUGGUGGGGCUGGGCUGUGUUACGUCCAGGUGUCUGCUGGUGGGGCUGGGCUGUGUUACGUCCAGGUGUCUGCUGGUGGGGCUGGGCUGUGUUACGUCCAGGUGUCUGCUGGUGGGGCUGGGCUGUGUUACGUCCAGGUGUCUGCUGGUGGGGCUGGGCUGUGUUACGUCCAGGUGUCUGCUGGUGGGGCUGGGCUGUGUUACGUCCAGGUGUCUGCUGGUGGGGCUGGGCUGUGUUACGUCCAGGUGUCUGCUGGUGGGGCUGGGCUGUGUUACGUCCAGGUGUCUGCUGGUGGGGCUGGGCUGUGUUACGUCCAGGUGUCUGCUGGUGGGGCUGGGCUGUGUUACGUCCAGGUGUCUGCUGGUGGGGCUGGCUGUGUGUCUGCUGGUGGGGCUGGGCUGUGUUACGUCCAGGUGUCUGCUGGUGGGGCUGGGCUGUGUUACGUCCAGGUGUCUGCUGGUGGGGCUGGGCUGUGUUACGUCCAGGUGUCUGCUGGUGGGGCUGGGCUGUGUUACGUCCAGGUGUCUGCUGGUGGGGCUGGGCUGUGUUACGUCCAGGUGUCUGCUGGUGGGGCUGGGCUGUGUUACGUCCAGGUGUCUGCUGGUGGGGCUGGGCUGUGUUACGUCCAGGUGUCUGCUGGUGGGGCUGGGCUGUGUUACGUCCAGGUGUCUGCUGGUGGGGCUGGGCUGUGUUACGUCCAGGUGUCUGCUGGUGGGGCUGGGCUGUGUUACGUCCAGGUGUCUGCUGGUGGGGCUGGGCUGUGUUACGUCCAGGUGUCUGCUGGUGGGGCUGGGCUGUGUUACGUCCAGGUGUCUGCUGGUGGGGCUGGGCUGUGUUACGUCCAGGUGUCUGCUGGUGGGGCUGGGCUGUGUUACGUCCAGGUGUCUGCUGGUGGGGCUGGGCUGUGUUACGUCCAGGUGUCUGCUGGUGGGGCUGGGCUGUGUUACGUCCAGGUGUCUGCUGGUGGGGCUGGGCUGUGUUACGUCCAGGUGUCUGCUGGUGGGGCUGGGCUGUGUUACGUCCAGGUGUCUGCUGGUGGGGCUGGGCUGUGUUACGUCCAGGUGUCUGCUGGUGGGGCUGGGCUGUGUUACGUCCAGGUGUCUGCUGGUGGGGCUGUGCUGUGUUACGUCCAGGUGUCUGCUGGUGGGGCUGGGCUGUGUUACGUCCAGGUGUCUGCUGGUGGGGCUGGGCUGUGUUACGUCCACGCGGCACACAUUGUGGUGGAGCCCCAACUGCAUCGGGACCAACGCGGGCGCAGUUGUCUUGCCAACUGA